AUGGGGAAGCGCAAUGUUAUCGUCUCGUCUUUGCGGAGAUUAGAGAUCUAUAUACUCACUAAUUUAGAUGAGCUUGUGAUCAACACUCCUUCUUUGGAGUACUUGGAGCUUGAUUAUUAUAAUGAUAAGAGUCACCACUGUUUGAUUGAGAAAAUGCCAAAGCUGAGGCAGGCAUGUGUAGCUGCUAAGUUUCUUUACCUCAAGAGGCUUAUCAGAUCAAUCACAUCUGUCGAGUUUCUUACAUUUUGCCUAGUAGACCAUCCUUCACACGGGUUUGAUGUGUAUCGUGAUGGUUUUGUCUUCGACCAGGCUGUGUAUGGUGAUGGUUUCGUCUUCGACAAGCUUGAACAUUUGGAACUAUGUAUAUGCAAAGAAUAUGCAUCGACUGUACUUGAUCUCUGUGGCCUAGGAAAUGAAGAAGAUUUCAAGGCAGAAGACCUAACACAGAACAGAAAGAGACCAGAGGCGCGCAGACUAGUUGAGAAACGUGAUAGAGAAGUUACAGAGUUCGAGUGUUUUAUCUUCUUGGUGUUGUACGCUCUUUCUCUAUUCGACGAGACUGAAGGCAAGAAGUUGAGGUGUUUUCUUCAGAGAAAUCUGCCAUUACAUAGAGCUCAGGCUCUUGAAAGCUUCCGCCUAGAGUUUAGUCAUCUAGAUUUGGAACCUGAAGAUAUCAGACUGUGGGUUGAAGCUGUAGUUUCUCGUUGCGUUCGUGAGCUGGAGAUUUCUUGUAUUUCUUAUCCAAGGAAGACGGAUAUCUUACCAUUACCAAGUAGCUUGUAUACUUGCAAAUCGCUCGUGAGCUUGAAACUCGAAAGAACGACCCUCGAGGAUGUUCCUCCUAUGGUUUGUCUUCCUUGCCUGAAAAAUUUGCAACUUAUAGAGGUGAUAUACUUGAAUGACGAGCCUUUUCAAAGGCUUCUAUCUAUUUGCCCUGUUCUUGAAGAACUACGGGUAAUGGUGGAUGUAUAUGAAGUUAACGGUUUGAGAAAGAUCAUUGUUGUUGUCCCGUCUUUGCUGAGAUUAGUGCUCUAUAUCCCUGAUAAGUUAGAUGAGUAUGUGAUAAAUACUCCAUAUCUGAAGUACUUGAAGCUUGAGUAUUUUAAUAAUAAUAAUAGUCACCAGACUCACCACACUCACCAGUGUUUGGUUGAGAAAAUGCCAAAGCUGAGGGAGGCAUACAUAGAUGCUAGUUUUUCUUAUGUGGAGAGGCUUUUCAGAUCAAUCACAUCUGUCAAUCAUCUUACGCUAUGCUUAGCCGAUAUUUUAGAGGAUGAUGUGUAUUGUGAUGGUAUCGUCUUUAACCAUCUUGAACAUUUGGAACUAUGUAUAUGCGAAAAAUAUGCGUCGGCUGUGCUAGUCCGGUUGCUCAAAGAUUCGCCAAACUUGCGAGUACUAAAGCUCCGUAGAAUAAAAUAUAAUCAUGAUCCUGAUGCUGUACGUCUCUGGAGUCAACCAAGUACUGUUCCUGAAUGUUUAUUGUCGAGUUUACAAACUUUCAAGUUUUCGGACUACCUACCAGGAGACAGAGAUCUUGCGAGUUACUUCUUACAAAACGCUCGUUGCUUGACGACUACAAGAAUCACGUCUUAA
Microthlaspi erraticum is the source of this 1593-nucleotide messenger RNA. The record is from the annotation of a GenBank genome assembly. Lineage: Eukaryota; Viridiplantae; Streptophyta; Magnoliopsida; Brassicales; Brassicaceae.